AUGGACAGCAUCGACGAGAAAUACGAUCGGCUUGUUGAACAUCUUCAUGACUGCACGAGGAAGGCUCAGAGUUCUAAAUCCACCCAGAGACGCCUGUCUCCGGAAACUCUAGAGCUGAUACGUCAGCGUGGAGCUGCACGAGGUGCAGACAUCCAAGACCUCACGUCCGAGUUCGCAAGGCUUUGUAGAGAGGCGAUAACAGAAAAUCUUAGAGAGAGAAGAGCAGAAGUGUAG
Messenger RNA from Necator americanus (New World hookworm), 234 nucleotides. RefSeq lists its product as uncharacterized. The record is from RefSeq and is a predicted model, not a curated record. Lineage: Eukaryota; Metazoa; Nematoda; Chromadorea; Rhabditida; Ancylostomatidae. The transcript has a single exon. The coding region runs from base 1 to 234 and encodes 77 amino acids.